Chinchilla lanigera (long-tailed chinchilla) is the source of this 3609-nucleotide messenger RNA. RefSeq names its product TXK tyrosine kinase (gene Txk). Gene Ontology annotation, molecular function: non-membrane spanning protein tyrosine kinase activity; protein binding; ATP binding. Lineage: Eukaryota; Metazoa; Chordata; Mammalia; Rodentia; Chinchillidae. Gene Ontology annotation, biological process: adaptive immune response; integrin-mediated signaling pathway; T cell receptor signaling pathway. Bases 1444 to 3030 code for a protein of 528 amino acids. The transcript is spliced from 15 exons. The record is from RefSeq and is a predicted model, not a curated record.
GGAUUUCCUUUUUUGUGGAUCAAAUAUUCCUUACCCAAGAGAGGAAAGUCUGGGCCCUUUUUUAACCCUCCUUUCACGCGUAGACACAUCUUGGGUAUGCCUUCCCAGCCCCAGCCCUCAGGGGUGACCCUGCCUACAGUCGCCACAGCCAAGUGGAAUCAGGUGAAAAUUUGAAAGUGGGAAUGAGUUAGUUCCUAAAUCUUAAGAAUUUGCUCCAGAGCUCUGAUACUCCGAUUGGAGGUGCCAGGCCCUGGAGAAGAAGGCUCAGGUGAUGUUCUUAAUGAAGACCACCCACCUCCAGCUGGAUCCCAGAGCAGCUUGAGCUGCUGCGGAGUAUUGGAAGCUACAAGAGAGGUGGAGGUGGUAUUCUAAGCUGUCUCCCACAGAUUUCUAAGGGGCCUGGUUGGACUUGGCUUACUGGCUAUAACUUGUAGCUCACCCUAGGAGCCAGAGCUAAGGAAGCGGUACCUUACUAUCCCAGGCAUCCCUUCCCUUCUCGCUUUGAGGAGCUGUGGGGAGGACAAGGUGGUGGUGGAGGGAGUGAGGAGAAGGUACAGUUCUUACCCUAUCAUCACUGACAGGAAACUGAGAAAGAUAAUACCUGACAACAUUUGGGAACAUUCUCUUCAGAAAUCUUUAAAUAUUUCUUACCCAGAACUUAAAGAAAAAGUUUUAUAGCUAAGGCAAAAGAUGAAGUAAAAAAACAGAAGUAUCUAUCCAGAAUACUAAAAAAGAUCUUAAUGUACAGGCAGGAAAUAGCAAGGGCAGUAUAACUAUGCUGUGUCUUCACUAAAGUUGCCCCCUUCGUUAAUUAAGUUUGGGUUGUGUUCUCCAGUAGGACAAAGUAAAACUGUCGAAUGCAUUUUGCCUUGUUGAUAUUAUUGUGCUCAUAUUUCUCAGCUGUGCCUAAGUCACUUGUACAUAUAAUGAGUUUUUAAGUGUAUCAUUGGAUUGUCCCCACGCCCAAAUAAGGCCCCUGAAAUGUCAGUCCUGAGUCCUGGGACAGAACUUGAUAUUCUAAAGUCUAGAAUCCAAUUGUAUCUAUCACCAACCAUGUAACUUUGGGCCAGAUCCCUCCUGUCUGUUUCUUUAUUUCAUUGUCUGUCCAGAAAGGGCAAUCUGACUUGAUAAUUUUAAGACUCCUUUUAUAAAAAUUUUGUGAUUUCUUGAAAAUGUUGUUCGUAGUCUCCACCUACACAUAUGGGAAGGAGGAAAUAAUAGCAAGCACCUUCAGGAUGCAGAUGAUUGAACUUUCUUACGUAGGCCAUGAGGUUGUCGUUCACAUGCUUUGAGGUUUUUCGAAUAGGAAACUAGGUGGGGUUAACUUUGCAUGUGAAAAACGUCUUGGGUGAACGAUGAUUUCAGUUAAAAGAUGUGUUUUUCGGAGUGGAGCCCAGCUGAAGAAAUGAAAUCUGUCUGGUGUGGCCCUGCAGAAAGACAGCCAUGAUUCUGUCCACCUAUAACACCUUCCAGUCCAUGUUCUGUUGCUGCUGCUGCUGCUGCUCAGUUCAGAAGCGACAGAUGAGAACACAAGUAAGCCUGAGCCGAGAUGAAGUACCUUCAGAAACACACACCCAGCAUCGCAGGCCGUGGUUCAGCGGACUGUCAAGUAAGAAGCAAUCCAACAGGGGCCAUGCGCAGCCAUCCAAGCGCAAGCCCCUGCCGCCGCUCCCCGCCUCUGAGCUGGCCCAGGAGAGGAUCCAGGUCAAGGCGCUCUUCGACUUUCAGCCCCGAGAGCCCUGCGACCUUGCGCUGCAGCGAGCUCAGGAGUACCUGGUGCUGGAGAAGCGCGACCCUCACUGGUGGAAGGCAAGAGACCGUUCGGGGAAUGAAGGCUUAAUCCCAAGCAACUAUGUGACUGAAAACAAAUGCACCAAUUUGGAAAUAUAUGAGUGGUACCACAGAAACAUUACUAGAAAUCAAGCAGAACAUCUAUUAAGACAAGAGGCUAAAGAAGGUGCAUUUAUUGUCAGAGAUUCAAGGCAUUUGGGAUCCUACACAAUUUCUGUAUUUAUAAGAGCCAGAAGAAGUACAGAGGCUACAAUAAAACAUUAUCAGAUUAAAAAGAAUGACUCAGGACAGUGGUAUGUGGCUGAAAGGCACCUCUUUCCAACAGUCCCUGAGUUGAUCUGGUAUCACCAACACAAUGCAGCUGGUCUUCUGACUCGUCUUCGCUACCCGGUUGGGCUGAUGGGCAGUUGUUUACCAGCCACAGCUGGCUUUAGCUAUGAAAAGUGGGAGAUAAACCCGUCUGAGUUGGGUUUUGUCAAGGAGAUUGGAAGCGGUCAGUUUGGGGUGGUCCACUUAGGCGAGUGGCGAGCUCACAUCAGCGUUGCUAUCAAGGCCAUCAGUGAAGGCUCCAUGUCGGAGGAAGAUUUCAUUGAAGAGGCGAAAGUGAUGAUGAAAUUGUCACAUUCAAGGCUAGUUCAGCUCUAUGGGGUGUGUAUACAGCAGAAGCCCCUUUAUAUUGUUACAGAGUUCAUGGAGAAUGGGUGUCUGCUCAACUACCUCAGAGAGAGAAAAGGAAUGCUUAGAAAGGAAAUGCUACUGAGUGUGUGCCAGGACAUAUGUGAAGGAAUGGAAUAUCUGGAGAGGAACUGCUAUAUUCAUAGAGAUUUAGCGGCAAGGAAUUGUUUGGUUAGUUCUACGUGUAUAGUAAAAAUUUCAGACUUUGGAAUGACGAGGUAUGUCUUGGAUGAUGAAUAUAUCAGUUCUUCCGGAGCCAAGUUCCCAAUCAAAUGGUCCCCUCCUGAAGUUUUUCAUUUCAACAAAUACAGCAGUAAAUCUGAUGUCUGGUCAUUUGGAGUUUUAAUGUGGGAGGUUUUUACAGAAGGAAAAAUGCCUUUUGAAAACAAGUCAAACUUGGAAGUUGUGGAAGCCAUUUCUAAAGGUUUCCGGCUCUAUCGCCCUCACUUGGCACCCAUGUGCAUCUAUGAAGCGAUGUACAGCUGCUGGCAUGAAAGCCCUCAAGGCCGCCCAACGUUCUCCGAGCUGCUGCGGGGUCUCACAGAGAUUGCAGAAACCUGGUAACACGGAGAGGGAUGCCAGCUCCAAGGACCAGCUGCAGAAUUGUCACUGUCAUGGAGAAAAUCAUGGGCGGGGUCACUGAUGAAGAAUAGCUUCUUUUAGAGUCAGUACUCUUGGAAACAGUGCAGAAAUCACAGGUUUUUCAAGCUUUAAAUUUGAGAAUAUUCUGGCAAUCAUUUUUCUGCAUGUGUGAGAGGAAUUUCUAAAUGUGUGUCUUUCUGUAAUAUCUUUCAUGACCUCUCCAUGAAGAAGAGGAAAGGCUGGAAGGAAGCCUUUGUGGGGUGUGCCAGAGCCUUUGAAGGUACAGGAGUGCCUGCCUUUUCACAAGGCUAAGGGAAUUUCUGUCCCGAGGAAGACAAAUGUUCAUUGCUUCAGUAAAACAUGCACAGGAGUGGAAGGACUUUUGCCCAGUUCAUGGAAUAAAGAACCCUCCCUGGCACAGUUGUGUGCUUUGGGGUUGUACAGAGCUUUAUAGGAACCACACCUUUAAGAACCACACAAAUGUGAGCAUUCUGGGAAUGCCUUUUGUAAAACUUCACACAUGUUAUUUAAUAAACUGGUUUUUUCACACAUCGGACUGUA